Cydia amplana is the source of this 1283-nucleotide messenger RNA. RefSeq names its product integrator complex subunit 15. The transcript has 7 exons. The record is from RefSeq and is a predicted model, not a curated record. Bases 61 to 1242 code for a protein of 393 amino acids. NCBI's taxonomy places the organism in Eukaryota, Metazoa, Arthropoda, Insecta, Lepidoptera, Tortricidae.
ACGAGACGCCGUGUUUUCAUAAUUUAUUUAUUAUAGUUUCAAAAUAAUUAAUCCGACAAAAUGUCUUUGUCGGAUCUAAAGCAUUCAUUACGGAAAUAUGAAUUCCCUCAAUGUGCGAAGGAAGCUCUUUUAAGAAUAGAGCAACUGCUGGCCGGUCGAGCGGCCCCCAGCAGCAAGCAAGUAGACGUAGCUAUGGAAAUAAUUUCCGAGUUCAUAUUCUGCGAGUCUACGCGUCGCGGGGAGCGGAGGGGUUUGAACCCUCUUCAAGAGCUACAGCUUAUUGAUGUGAUCUGCGAGUACUUAUCGAGCUGUACGAAUGAGACGACAAAGAACACAAUAUUCUUGUCCCUGUUUGGAGGUGGUGAUACUCAGAAGAGACUGAAAAUAUUAAGUAUACUUGCUAGUAUGGCUGUGUCCGCUUCCAGCACACCAGUACUACUAGCAGUAGGUGUGUGGCUACAACAAAUGGGCUGUUCAUCCCCACCAUCCCUGCAACUAGUAGAAAACAUCAUAAGAGACCACUUUUACUUGAACACAUUUAACCAAACAGCUCUCAAGAGUUUAGCCUCCAGUGCCCCUCAAUUUGUAGCCAAUUUCAUCACAGCCGUCACAGAAUUGUACAUGCAAGAGGUGAAUGGUGUGAGGAAACUCCCGCCUAAGAACUUACUGGAAGUGAUCACGUCUUGGGUGUACUCCAAUCCAACCCUAUGCCUGUCCGCACAGAAUAACCCUCCGCAGCUGCCGCCCGGCUCCAUCCCAAUGGCGGCCGUGACACCUCUAGCUGGACUCGUGCAUUGGUGUACACUAGCACCACUCUAUAUAGACUCUGACUCUGAAAUAGUCGAGGUGUCACCGCCGAAAAAGAUCAAGUUAGAGGGAGAAAACCUGUCACUGAUCAAACCCGUACCUGCUAAAGUGUUGACGGAGUCUGAGCUUUAUAUAAAGUUACAUUUAGGAGUGCUCCACAGCCUGCGCGGGCGGCGCGGGGCGACGGGCGCGGUGCACGCGGCGGCGCUGGCGGCGGCCGCGCCCGCGCUGCAGGCGCACCAGGCCGGCGUGGCGCGCCCACAGAGCGACGCCAAGCUACAGGACUGCCUAGACCGCCUAGGCCAAGCCGUGCAAGUAGCGCUUUCAUCCGGCUGCGUGUAUGGCAACAUCAAUCACCUGCUGGCAACCCUGGAUUCCCUGCCCGAGAACAGGUUGCUGCGAAUUGUGGUGCAAGCGCAUCGCUCGCUUUGCUGACAGGACCAGGCCAUUGAGAUUGAUUAGAUGGUGGCUACUAA